CCAGAUUUCGAUUGGAUUUCCUCAGUUUUUCUGUUUAUUCAAUUUUUUUCUGUUGUAUUCAAUGAAAAUUAUGAAUAAUUAUUCUAGUAUCAUCAGAUUUCUCAUUGGUUUCAUAUCCAUUGUGAUAUUGAUUGGUACAAUAUCACCGAUUGUUGAUUCACAAAGAAAGGGUGGUCGCCGAGGAUCAUGUGGAAUGAACGCUUUUUGGAAUGAAUGUGCAACUGCCUGUCCAGAAAAUUGUUACAAUUAUGGUCGACCUCGUCCAUGUACAUUGAAUUGUCUACAAAGAUGUUCUUGUAGGAGUGGAUUCGUUUUCGAAUCAUCAUCAUCAUCAUCACGAUGUAUACCGAUUGGUCAUUGUCGAGGUCGUGGUCAAAGUGGAAGAAGAUGGAAUAGAAAUUUUCAAAGAAAUUGGAGAUAUAACAACAACAAUUAUUACUAUGGAUAAACGAAUUGGAUUAACAGAUUUUUUUUAUGGUAUAUAAUCUUUCAAAGUAAUCGUAUUUUUAAAAAAAAUGAUUCAUUAAGUUUUUUAAUUUUCUAGUUCACAUUUUGUCGUUUAUCAUUAUCCGACAGUGAACAAAAAAAAAAAACUGUUUCACAUAUAUACUAAAUUUAUAACUGUCUUUCUUAAACGUUUGGUUCUAAUAUAGCAGUACAGGGACAAAUAAAUCGGCCAAGGACAAUGGAUAAUAAAUAAACAAUGUCUGUUUGUUUGACAAACAAAAUUUCAAUUUUUUUUCCAUUAUUAUCAAUCAUAUACGA
Molecule: messenger RNA, 765 nt
Organism: Dermatophagoides farinae (American house dust mite)
Lineage: Eukaryota; Metazoa; Arthropoda; Arachnida; Sarcoptiformes; Pyroglyphidae
Source: RefSeq, a predicted model, not a curated record